Eurytemora carolleeae is the source of this 2111-nucleotide messenger RNA. RefSeq lists its product as uncharacterized. The record is from RefSeq and is a predicted model, not a curated record. The coding region runs from base 824 to 1549 and encodes 241 amino acids. The transcript is spliced from 12 exons. NCBI's taxonomy places the organism in Eukaryota, Metazoa, Arthropoda, Copepoda, Calanoida, Temoridae.
AAAAACACUUAAUCCAUUUCUUUUUUUUGUCUGCGAUUAAGUUAAUUCCUUUUAAAUAUCUGUAAAGGUGCGACCAAUCAAAAGUGACAUUUGCUGUCAGCCAAUUAGAAAUCGUGAAUUUAUAAGUCCGUCAAAACAGCUGACUCACAUUUUCACUGAUUAAGCACUUCAAGUUAGAGAAGGGCACGUUCGACAUUUUUUCAUUUAGUUCGUUCGAAUUCAUUGUUCAUGAACGACCCAUUUCCUAAGUUUUUUUCUUUCAAUCGUUUAAAAAAUAAAGCUUUUGUUCUUUUAUAACAUAAACACGUUCAUUUUCCAUCUGGUUCGUUCGUUUUCUCCCUGAAUGAUCGUUCAGUUAAAUUGUUCCUUCAAUAAAAUCGUUCGUUCAGUUAAAAACGAUUGUUCUUUUUCCAACCAAAAACGUUGUUUUUUUUCCCAAAUCUGUUUGAAAAUUCGUUCGUUCAGUAAUAAACGAUAUUUUUGUCAAGUUCGUUUAUUUUAAAAACUUCAAGUUUAAAGUGUCUGCUACAGGCAAUUUGGAUUAGCGCUAUCACCCUCCUGCCCUUUAAUGUCGAACAUUCAUAUAAAUCAUAUGAAUUCUUCAAUUUGAAUUUUCGAAAAUUCCUGAUGAAUGUUUUCAAAAGUAACACUCGGAUCAAAUCAAAUAAAAAAUAUUAUGAAAUAUUAACUAUAAACAAAUGCAUCGAAUUGAAUUCUUCUUUAUAGGUUGCAAUAUCUGGAUAAAUCAUUUACAAUCUGAGUGGAAUAAUCUGAGUGGAAUACUACAACUCUGUGAAUUUAAAUUGACAAUACACUCUUUGAUAUGGGCGUGGUGUCAUCUGUGUCUCGAUCACGGGAAUGUAGUUUCCGACAAGGCAAGGAUGAAAAGAUAUUUGAAAACGGAAACAAAAGAAGUUUGUCAAAUAACGAGAAGAAGGGAGGGAAAAGAGAAGGAGGAGGCGGAGGAGGAAGACGAGGUGGAGGGAAGAGAGACGAAUGGGUGGAUAAAAGUAUUCAUUGCGGAAUGACGCAUAGAGUUGAUACAUUUUUUCCAAGCAGUAGACUUCCUAGAGGAUCCCAGUUUACUAGCGCAUAUUCAGAUUUUAACAAGGAGAAAAGCGAAGGAAACCUAACUGUUAUAUCUGAAGUGACCUGCCGGGAUUCUGAACCCAACCAAUAUUCAUCACAGCAACUGGAGUGCACAAAUCACUAUGAAGGGAAUCCUGUCCUCUACCUUUCAAACAAUCCUAGAUUCGAGGAGUACAGCGGAGGGCCAGUAGCACCCUUCAUCUGCUCACCUUCCACUAACCGGAGAACACUUCAGAAUCCAACCAGCCUUGCAGACCUUCGUUGUAUUGACUCAGCAGAAUUCUCGGUUCUUAUUCCUGCAAAUCCAUUAGGAGGAGGGAUACCCCCAUGGCAGAAGACCAAUAUCAGCUCAUCAUUAUCAGACGAUGAAAAGGUUGUGUCAAUCUACUAUACUGAACCACAAAACAAUAAAAAUUCCAGAGAAAGGGAACGAAUCAAGAACAGCCUCAGUUGUAUUUAAACACCAUCCUUGACGCUUAAAACGAAACAUAGCUCUAUUUCUAGCAAUAUCAAAGAACAAGAAAAAAAACUCCGCUAAAUUCAUUUUAACUUGAAUUCUUUUCAUUUUUGAUCACACAACUUAAAUCUUUUACCUUUAAUUAUGUUUACGUAAACUUGUUUGAAAGUAGCUCAAAAACGCCAACAUUGAAACAUAAACAAAACUGUAAAAAGCAGAAAAAUUUAGACGUAUUUUCAUGCCUACCCUUAUCUGGAAAAUUAUAUGUACUUUUUGUUAAUUCGUGUCAAAUAACCAAUUAUGUGAUGUACUGUAAAAUGAACAGUUUAAUAAUGUUCUGUUUUAAAAGUUUAUCUGACUAAUCGUUGACUUACAAGGCUACCGUCCUACAGUGAUACCGGAACACUCUGGAAUACUAAGACGACUUUGAGAAUCAAGUUUUAACUCUAACAAGUUCAAUUACCAUGAAAAACAGCAAUGUCGUCUUCUAAGACGACCUGAGGCUUUUUAAUUCUAAAGAUCUGUGUGGUACUUCAGCGGCCAAAAAAUAAAGUCUUUUUUCAUA